UUUGAUGCGAUACUCCGAUGAUAAUCCCCUUCAUUACAUCAUUCUAAGACCAAAUCAACAUUAAUACUUUUUGCGCGUUGUGCUGUCAAUAUUUUUUUGUGAAGUUCGUUUUUUUAGCCAUCCGUUUUUUUCUAUUUGUCGGUUAGUGCUUAUGAAAAAAAAAAUAAUUCUCUCAUAUAAGCGUUUAUAAACAUACAUGUUAUUGUGAUUAUAUUAUCACGUAUUAGAGUCAAAGAGAUGUGUGCGUGUGUGUGGGUUUAAAUUCCUUCAGAAAUUUGAUCGUGGGAGUAAGAAAUGAAUAUUUAAGGAGACUAACUGUGAGACCCAUCUUUCAGCAAGGAGCAUAACCGAUCAGGUACGUUAUUACGUCAGGUAAAAAUUGGAGACAUGAAGCUUCUGACAUUUGUGACAGUGCUCUCCUCAGCGUCCUGCUGCUCGGCUUACAAUAUUCUAGUGUUUUCUCCAUAUCCCACAUGGAGUCAGUACAUUCAAAUGGAGCCCCUUUUCUCCGCUCUAGGCCUUCGUGGCCACAAUGUGACUGUCGUUAGUCCCUUCCCGCCAAAAAAGGAGCAAUCGCAUUUCCAUCACAUCCACUUCGUCGCUGAUCUUUACUGGAAAAUUAAGUUCUCUGCUCCGACGUCCCUGAAAGAUUGGAUGGCAGAGAUUAAAGACAAACGACUACCCAUCGACUUUUGGAAAGAGUUACCGGACGCGAGUAUGCCCGAAAUUCUUGAGUCCUCAGUUUUUCAAGACUUGAUUCACAAUGAAAACAAAUUCGACUUGGUGUUCAUGGAGGUGUUCUUCGGCCAGGAACCGCUCGUCGUUCUUGGGCAUCUCUUGGACGCUCCCGUGGUCGCUUUUGCAACUUUUGGUCACAUGCCUGAUAUCUUAAGGUACAUGGGCGCCCCGAACGCUGUGGCUUACCUCUCACAUUUCAACGUGGACUACGCGGGCUCGCUGAUCCUGACCCAAAGGCUAGAGAACGCUUGGAUUCAUUACAGGACGACGCUCUACGACGAGUACUGGUAUUACCCGCAACACGACGCUGUUUUGGCCAAGUAUUUUCCCGGACCCCUCCCCAGCAUCUCUGAUAUGCUAAGGAACAUCUCGCUAUUCUUUCUCACUGCCAAUACUGCCGUCGAUGGGGCUAAACUUUACCCACCUAAUGUUAUUGAGCUUCCUGUGCUGCAUCUCAAAGAUCCAGCACCUUUGGAUAAGGAACUGGAUGUAAUCAUGAACAAUGCACAGGAUGGAGUGAUCUACUUCAGUUUUGGAUCGAUUGUGACCCCCAGCAUUCUCGGAGAGGAGGAAACUCAAAUAUUCUUAUCCGUUCUGAAAGAGUUGAAUCAGACCGUUUUAUGGAAGACGGACUGGAACUCUACCGCCCAUGAUAUUCCGAAGAAUGUUUACACGAGGGAUUGGUUCGAUCAGAAGAGUAUCUUAGCUCAUCCUAGAUGCGUUCUAUUUCUGACUCACGGGGGUCUGUCGAGUUUGAUGGAAGCAAUUAAUUAUGCUGUUCCUGUCGUUGGAAUGUCAGUCUUCGGAGAUCAACCGAAGAAUCUGGCCUAUGCAGAGUAUCUCGGGUAUGGACUGCACAUACCCCACAAAGAUUUAACGCAGAACUCACUGCGUAGGGCACUCAGAACAGUUCUCCAGGAUGGCAGGUUUAAGGAAAACAUCAACAGAGCUUCGAAAAUCUUCCAAGACAAACCGAUGUCAUCAUUAGACACGGCUAUCUAUUGGAUAGAAUAUGCAAUUCGGCAUAAAGGUGCUCAUCAUUUAAAGCCCUUGGCGGUUCGAAUGCCCUGGUAUCAACUGUUCUUGUUAGAUAUUAUCACCGUAUGUUUCACAAUAUUCGUUGUUUUGUCCUACUUAAUGUUCAAGAUGAUCUCAUUAUUAUUAAGGAAAUAUUUUACUCGAUCGAGACCGUUAAAAGAAAAAAGUAACUGACAAAUUUG
Molecule: messenger RNA, 1958 nt
Organism: Bemisia tabaci
Lineage: Eukaryota; Metazoa; Arthropoda; Insecta; Hemiptera; Aleyrodidae
Gene: Jhbp2
Product: Juvenile hormone binding protein 2
Biological process (GO): multicellular organismal reproductive process
Molecular function (GO): UDP-glycosyltransferase activity
Source: RefSeq, a predicted model, not a curated record